Heterobasidion irregulare TC 32-1 is the source of this 963-nucleotide messenger RNA. RefSeq lists its product as uncharacterized. Bases 1 to 771 code for a protein of 256 amino acids. Lineage: Eukaryota; Fungi; Basidiomycota; Agaricomycetes; Russulales; Bondarzewiaceae. The record is from RefSeq and is a predicted model, not a curated record. The transcript has 5 exons.
AUGGCAUCUCAUCAAAGCGUGCAGUUUUGCAUUAGCGACGCUAUUGUCGUUUGGAGGGCCUGUGUUCUAUGGCAAGAUCACAAGAAAUUGAUCACUGUCCAUCUGGUACUUCUGAGUUGUGCUAUUGCUAUAAACCUUGUAAACACAGGGCUGCUGCUCACGAAUGUGGUUUUGCAGUCUGAUUAUCUAUUAGACAUCACAGGUUACCUACAACAAGUGAGCUGGCCACUUGCUCUCGUGACAAACAUGGUGGCCACCUCGUCCAUUACAUACAAAGCAUGGCAGUCCAUCCGUCAAAAUACCGUCAGUCACCGUCGAACUGCUGUUGAGAAGAUCAUGAUUGUGUUCAUUGAGUCGGGCACAUUUUACUGUGUAAUAUGGAUCGCGUUAAUCGCGAGUGAGCGUCUCGGUGUCGCUAAUGGCCAGCCAGCGACCCAUAUGUCCACACCCACAAUGAUGCAGCUCGCAGGUAUUUAUCCAACACUCAUCAUCAUCUUUGUUGCACGCCAGAAGACUGUGUCGGAUAUGAGUGGUCAUUCAGGUCAUGGUAUCUCGAGCACGUCAGCCUUCGCUGCCGCCCCAGCAAACCGAAUCGCUUCCACGGUGGCAUCGCACCUUGACACUAAUGGUGUCGGGGAUGUGCAUGUGCAUGGCUCGGUAUCUCUCGAAUUAAGAUCAUCCGCCAGUAUGGGGGUACAGGAGGGGACGAGGGGAGGCAAGUCCAAGGAAAUGGUUGUAAGCGUUGAGGAAGAUAUGGCAUUGUCGGUGUGAUCAUGAUUGUGAGAGCUCAUAGAUACCACGUGUACAGCGUGAGCAUACUAGUCGUUGAUUCAAUGUCGUGCUGAGUCGAGAUGAGGGAAGCGAGUUGACCGCAGGCUAUGGCUAAUGACAGGGCGCUUUCUGGGCGUGUUAGAAGACCUCCUUUCAUACAAUCUAGAAUAGAAUUGUGAAUCUCGAGAACCC